GGCAUCCUCUCCCUCACAUUCCCUCAGCCUCAGCAGUGAAGCCAAACUCUGCAUCUUCUGAUCCUCUUCUAAUGGUUUGCAGUCAUGAAUGUAGGUAUCUAUGUGUGUGUUAUCCUGGCUGCUUUGUCCAGUGGCUCCCUGAGUCUGCCUCCACAGUUAGUGAGAGCUGAGAGUACGGCUCACUUAACAAACAGCCUCCAUGCUCCGUCGUCCAGCCGAACACGCCAGGUCCGCUCGGCUCCAGCGCCACCUUCAGACCGGUUCGCCCACUACAGCCAGCUCCGUGAGAACGCAGCGGCUCCAAACAGCCUGAGCCAGCUCCUGGACAGACUCAUCCCCAGGAAAGGUUCUGCCCUCCAGAUCAGAUCCUCCCUCAGCAGCAGAGCCCUGGCCCCCAGCCACAGGAUAGAGGACAGAGAUUACCUCGGCUGGAUGGACUUUGGAAGACGCAGUGCAGACGAGUAUGAAUACUCCCCGUGAAGCCACAGCUGGCUUUCACCA
Gambusia affinis (western mosquitofish) is the source of this 501-nucleotide messenger RNA. RefSeq names its product cholecystokinin-like. Gene Ontology annotation, molecular function: neuropeptide hormone activity. The record is from RefSeq and is a predicted model, not a curated record. Gene Ontology annotation, cellular component: extracellular region; axon. The coding region runs from base 85 to 480 and encodes 131 amino acids. Gene Ontology annotation, biological process: digestion. NCBI's taxonomy places the organism in Eukaryota, Metazoa, Chordata, Actinopteri, Cyprinodontiformes, Poeciliidae. The transcript is spliced from 4 exons.